Rotaria sordida is the source of this 882-nucleotide messenger RNA. Lineage: Eukaryota; Metazoa; Rotifera; Eurotatoria; Philodinida; Philodinidae. The record is from the annotation of a GenBank genome assembly.
AUGUCUCGAUUUCAUCAGCAAUCAACAAUUGAUCCACGUAAACCACGCUGUCGUCAAUGUGAUACGAUGACAUCCGUUUAUUGGCGUGUACCAGCUCGUGAUCUUCUACUAUGUAACAACUGUUUUUUAAAUGAUUCAAAAAGUUCGAAUCAAUUUUGUAAAUUAAAACGUAUCGAUACAAAUAUUGAAGAUUUAACAACAUUUGAAAAUCGUUUUCAUUUUUCAACACAAAUAAAUAAAGAUGAACAAUUAGUAUCAUCAUCAUCAUCAUCAUCAACUUCUUCAUCAAUUAUAACAAAAUCAAAACGAUCAAGAAUUAUUGAACCAAUUAAAUCUCAAAUACCAAUUAAAAUUUCUACAAGACAACAGCCAUCAUUUCGUUCAAAUAGAAAAACUCUUGCAUUUAAAUCAAAAAAACCUGAAAAAUGUUUAUCUCAGUCAACAACAUUCAAACUAUCAGAUGUUUUAUAUUCAAAAGGACGCCGUUUUGAAGUUGGUGAUAUUGUAUAUUUAAUUGAUGCGAAUCUCUCAUGUUUUUAUGCUCAAAUUCGUGCUUUAUUUCAAGAUGAACAUGUAAAUGCAUUUGCUUUUCUAACAUGGUUAUUACCAACAUCACUAAAAGCAUCAACAAAUAAUUUUCAUUUUGAUCCGAAUGCUUAUUCAAUAGGACCUAAUGAAGAAUAUCCACGUUCAUUAAAUUCCCUUUCAUUUGUUUGUCAUGCACCAUCUGAUUAUUAUCAAGUUAAAACAUAUCCACAAUCGAUGACAACAGAUAAUAAACGUUCAUUUAAUUAUAUUUGGACACAAGUUUAUGAUAAUAAUAGUAAUGAAAAUGAUUAUUCGUCAACACCAACAGCAAUUAAACGACGACGAUUUGUUUAA